UUCUGGCUCUGUCCCGGAGACUCCCCACGCCAGCCCACUCCCGGCAGGCCUAUAAUGGACAAGGUGGAUUGGUGCCGAGUGUUCACCCGUCCAGUUUUAUUGUCACAUCUUCAAAUCAGUCGAAUCCCGGGGUCCUGGCUCUCUCCGGGGCUGCUUCGCCGGGUCUUGUCCCGGGCCCUGAACCCAGGUGCAAGUCUCGGAGCCCUGUGGGGCCGCAGCACGAGCCUGCUGCACGCCCGCCGGAGAGGACGCAGGUUUGGUCCGCGCGUCCGCAGUCUCAGGCCCGCGCGGGCCGGAGGCGACCCCGAGCCGCCCUCGCGCUGGGAGCAGCCAGCCCCGCGGUCUCCAGCGGCCGCAGCCCGGCAGCUCCGCGCUCUCGGAACGCGGCCUGCAAGGCGCGAGCGGCGAGAGCCAGGCCAGCCCCCGCCGCAUGCCUGUAUCCCAGGGAGGAUUCUGGUCUGGCAUGAACAGCGGGGUAAAUAUACGACUGCUGUUCACUCGGAUGUGGGGCUCCCAUUCCAGAUAAGGCUCGCGUCAAGUCGACAUCUUAGGAACGUCCCGGGGUCGCGGCGGCGGGAGAUGGCGGCGCGAGCGCCUCUUUGGUGGAGCCACACUGCCAUCUGCUGGUCACACGCUCGCGUUGCAGCCCCCGCAGCCCCGGGACGCCUGAACUUCGCCAGUCGCAGCUCAGCAGUGCGCGAAGCGUCCCAGUCCCAAAGGCCGGGCAAAUAGGAACCUAGUCCAGCUCCUCCGGGCCCAGCUCCUCCGGGGCUUCUCCACCGACUGCCGAAUGGACA
This is a messenger RNA of Octodon degus (degu), 797 nucleotides long. RefSeq lists its product as uncharacterized. The coding region runs from base 55 to 732 and encodes 225 amino acids. NCBI's taxonomy places the organism in Eukaryota, Metazoa, Chordata, Mammalia, Rodentia, Octodontidae. The record is from RefSeq and is a predicted model, not a curated record. The transcript is spliced from 2 exons.